AUGCCAAAGGCUGAUUCACAAUCAUCUCAAGCCGACCCAAGAAAGGUAGAAAAAAUGCACCUACCACAGUCCACUAUUUUGCGCGAUGCAGCAAAUCUUGAGCGGGAGGCGCAAACCUUUGAGCCUCAAAUAGAAGGAAGUUUACACGUUAAUGACCAGCAGCGAUCUUACGAGCCGAAAGCUCUUUUUCCACAGCGCUUGAGGAAGGAAAAAUCAGACGACGUCAAUGCCAAAAUCCUUAAGACGUUUCGAAAGGUACAAGUUAAUAUUCCAUUGAUUGAUGCAAUUAAACAAGUGCCCAGAUAUGCUAAGUAUUUGAAAGAAUUAUGCACAUCUAAAAGGAAAUUAAUUGGAAAUGAGAAAAUUAGCUUAGGCGAAAAUGUAUAUGCAUUAUUUCAAAAGAAACUUCCUACUAAAUGUAAAGAUCCAGGAAUGUUUUCGAUACCUUGUAAGAUAGGAGACCUUAAACUUGAUAGAGCUAUGCUUGAUUUAGGAGCUUCUAUAAAUGUCAAUCCUAGGAGUAUCUACGAUAGGGUUCAAUUAGGUGCAUUAAAAGACACAGGACUGAUAAUUCAACUUGCAGAUAGGAGUAAUGCCUACCCUGAUGGCGUUUUAGAAGAUGUUCUAGUGCAAGUAAAUGAGUUAGUCUUUCCAGCUGAUUUUUAUGUUUUAGACAUGGGACCUAAUGAUAAUUCGAUUGAUGUGCCCUUACUCUUAGGAAGACCUUUUCUUAAGACAGUUAGAACGAAAAUUGAUGUGCAUAAAGGGAAUUUAACUAUGGAAUUUGAUGGUGAGAUAAUUAAAUUUAAUAUAUUUGAUGCUAUGAGAUAUCCCACUGAUGUUAAUUCUGUGUUUACUGUUGAUGUAAUUGAUAAUUUUGUUCAAGAUGUUUAUGAAUUAGGGGUUGAGGACGAGUUGAAAAGCGUUCUAGCUAAAGGCAUUUUCAAUAUUGAUGAGCAUGAAUUUAUCAUUUCUGAUUCUUUAAUUGACUCAAUUUGUGCAUUAGACUCGCCCAAAUUGACACGAUUCAAGCUGAUUCUCCCCAGCCUUACGGUGACUGUGUCAAAUGAUUUAACCGGAAUCCAAGAAUCCAAGCUGCUUAGAGUUCUUAAAGAGCAUAAAGAAGCCUUCGGUUGGACACUAGCUGAUAUUAGAGGGCUUAGUACGACUUUAUGCACUCACAAGAUAGCUUUAGAGCCAGAUUCAAUCCCUAAAAGAGACCCCCAACUCUGA
Molecule: messenger RNA, 1233 nt
Organism: Gossypium raimondii (Peruvian cotton)
Lineage: Eukaryota; Viridiplantae; Streptophyta; Magnoliopsida; Malvales; Malvaceae
Exons: 2
Coding region: 1-1233 (410 amino acids)
Source: RefSeq, a predicted model, not a curated record